Schizosaccharomyces japonicus yFS275 is the source of this 1161-nucleotide messenger RNA. Its product is annotated as fungal protein. The transcript is spliced from 3 exons. The record is from RefSeq and is a predicted model, not a curated record. Bases 1 to 1161 code for a protein of 386 amino acids. Lineage: Eukaryota; Fungi; Ascomycota; Schizosaccharomycetes; Schizosaccharomycetales; Schizosaccharomycetaceae.
AUGGCUGGAUUUCGCUUUCCUGCGGCAUUUUGUGCCUCUUUUGAUCAUAGAACUGGUUACACACUGGAUGCCGUUUAUCCAGCAGAAGAACUUCACGAGGAUAUCUUCUCGUUUCGUCUCGAGGACGAGAAGCUGUGCAUAUGUGCUUACAAACGAGUCAUGGAUGAUAAUCUGGAACGUGGUGCUCGUUUUCUUUCGCUUGGACUGAUAUGUGAGUCCAAAACAACUUAUAAACAGCUGGUUCUUCAGUUUGAAGACCUUUUAACGAACACUAUUAACACGAUUUCUCGGUCUCCUACAAAACAGACUGAAACGUUGUUAAAGUAUUUUCUUAAUGAGUGUAAUUCUACCGAGGUAGUUAUGAGUAAUACCUCGUUGAAUAGAAUUCAGAAUGAAGUUUAUCGUUUCGGGCCUCAAGUUUUCGAGCUUCAAAAAUCCAUAUUAACGAAGAAACGAGUUUUAUUUAUUACGCAUCCUCCACUGGAAGCUGCUUGCACGCUUGUCGACUUUGCUGUGGAGACUGGUCGAGUGUCGUCUGAAGUAAACGAUGCUUUAGCACGUCCAGUACGCUCCUCCUAUCCCUUAUACGUUAUUGGGCUACAUGACGUUGACCAUCUAAAGCAAUUGGAAACUAAUUCUGGGUGGGUUGCAUGUACCACGGAUGUGGUUUUAUUAGACAAGGCUGAUCUGUACGACAUUGCCUUCCUUUGGGAUACCGAUAGCCCCUACCCAAGUAUCCGAUAUGCGAACGAGAAGGGGACACAUGCAGUAUCGUACUACAACGAGUCGAAGUGGGACGUGCUGAAUCGCCAAGCUUCCCGCUCUACCGUUCGGCUUGCUUCUUGGGUAAAUGGAACCUCGUUUGCAGCUAGUGUGUCUAUACCUGAGUCCAAGAGUAUCUUGGAACUGCUCCAGAUCCACAUAGAACAUGUUUUACUGGCGUUGAAGGACAAGCAGACUUUUUCUUGGAAUGAUCUUAAUGCUUUGCUUCUGUGUCCAUGCACACCGCAAGAGACAAAGUACUUGGAAGAGCUGGCUCUCCAGUACUGUGAGCACGCCAUCAAUUAUGACUAUUCUCAGCAUCGCUGGAUUGUUAGACCCGGUGUUGCAAUUGGCGCUGUUGUGCUCAUGAUUUUCAUUAUUCGAAGUUAUGUCAAGUAA